Molecule: messenger RNA, 198 nt
Organism: Sclerotinia sclerotiorum 1980 UF-70
Lineage: Eukaryota; Fungi; Ascomycota; Leotiomycetes; Helotiales; Sclerotiniaceae
Exons: 2
Coding region: 1-198 (65 amino acids)
Source: RefSeq, a predicted model, not a curated record
AUGGCUAUCACAUCAUUUCCAGAUAUCGUUUUGUACAAAAGAAUGUUUCCAUCUAAUAUUACCAACCUCAAAGAGGUGCAAAGAAAUAAAGAAUGCGAUUACGCAUGCAAAGAUUACGAGAACUCCCGCAGCAAAGUCUUAGAAAUUGGAAGAUAUCUGCCAUGGCAUCCAAACCGACAAAUGGAGUUACCUGACUAA